UCGCGUCACUUUUCAUGGGACAUUGAGAGAUGUGUGUGUCACAGCGUCGGUGGACGGGCUGUAGGGGGCCGUGCUCCCCGGUCCUCCCCCUGGUCCUCCUCCUCCUCCUCCCCCUGUCCUUCCUCUCCUCCACGCCUCCGCUCGCUCAGGGAGCCAUCCACAUCCCCGGAGGCUUGUCUCAGCCUCCAGUGAUGAUGGAGAUGCCUUCAUCGCACACCGCUUUUUCUCCAGAGGACAUCUAUCUGCCCUGCGAGGCCACCGGUAACCCGACACCCACGUUCCGCUGGGUGAAAAAUGGAAAGAUGAUGGAGACGACGGGUAAAGGAACCGGGACUCUGAGAGCCAGCGAGGAUGAAGACAUCGAAUCGUACGACGGCACAUACCUCUGCUACGCCUCCAACAUACUGGGAACCGCCAUGACUCAAACCGUACGGGUCAUUGUAGAGGCUCAACCCGUCCUCCAGAAACAACAUAAAAUCCGUGCUGAGACCAUCGAGGGGGACAGCAUCGUCCUGUCCUGCAGCCCCCCUGAGAGCUCCACCCCCCCACACAUCCACUGGAUGGACAAGAAAAUGGUGCACAUAAAGGAGAGCGACAGAGUGACCGUCGGCCUGAAUGGAAACUUGUACUUCUCUAAUGUUGUGAAGUCUGACAGCAGAGCGGACUACAUCUGCAACGCCCAGUAUGCUGCAGCCAGGACCAUUCUCCCCGAAACCGCUGUCUCUCUCACUGUCAACCGGAGUAACGACGUGGUUCACGACAGGAAACCUCACCUCUUCACUCCUCAGGGAACUCACUCCACAGUGCUGGCUCUCAGGGAGCGCAGCUUCAUCCUGGAGUGUAUCCCCAAAGGCCUCCCGACUCCAAAGGUGGAGUGGAAGAAGAAAGAUGGAAGCCUGGAGGAGACGAGCGCUCAGCUGGAGAAGCACAACCGCUGGCUGCGCUUCGACAGCGUCACUCAGGAGGACGACGGAGAGUACGAGUGCAGAGCCUUCAACACCCACGGCUCGGUGACUCACUCCUUCACCGUCACUGUGGAAGCCGCUCCGUACUGGGUGAAGGAGCCUCAGAACCUGCUCUACGCCCCAGGAGAGACUGUGCGUCUGGACUGUCAGGCUGAAGGGAUCCCGACCCCGGUGGUCACCUGGAGGAUCAACGGGGAGCCCAUCUCAGAAGUGGACUCUGACCCUCGCCGCAGUGUGUUGGGUGGCGUGUUGAUCCUGAGGGACGUGGUGUACGCAGACACGGCUGUGUAUCAGUGUGAGGCCACAAACAGACACGGUGCCAUCCUCGUGAACACCUACCUCUACGUCGUUGAGCUGCCUCCUCAGAUCCUGUCCUCGGAUGGAGUGGUGUACAGAGUCACUGAAGGAGGAGACAUCAUGCUGCACUGUGAAUCCUUCGGCUCUCCUCAGCCACAGGUCACAUGGGAGGAUGAGAAUGGGCUUCCUCUGUUGUCACAUGCUGGCAUCUCUCUGCUGACCAACGGGACGAUCAGGCUGCACAAAGCCAGCCCGGAGGACAGCGGAUUCUACAUCUGCUCCAUCAGGCACACCAACAUCACCAUCACCGCUCACCUGGAAGUUUUCA
Notolabrus celidotus (New Zealand spotty) is the source of this 1590-nucleotide messenger RNA. RefSeq names its product neural cell adhesion molecule L1-like. The transcript is spliced from 11 exons. Gene Ontology annotation, biological process: cell-cell adhesion. The annotation marks the transcript as partial. NCBI's taxonomy places the organism in Eukaryota, Metazoa, Chordata, Actinopteri, Labriformes, Labridae. The record is from RefSeq and is a predicted model, not a curated record.